AUGGCCACAGCCACCCUGCGACCGAUGAUGCGACUCAACUCGGUGAUGGGAGCGAGCUCCUCCAGACGCCACGCGAUGCGCGCUCAGGCUCUGAAACUCAAGCGUUUGUCUGUGAACUCGCGUCGACGCGUGGGACUAGUCACGCACGCCGAGGGCGAGAAAGCGAAGCAGCCAUCGUCCGGGGUCUUUAACCCGGGCGAGAACUCGGCUCAGUUUUCACGCUUUUAUCCUCCUGAGGCUCGAGAUUUCACGUACUCUCGGCACAUUCUUCUCGCCGUGGACGGCACCACUGCGUCCGAAGACGCCGCUCGAUGGACAUUGAAGAACGUAAUCCGCAGUGGAGAUUUGCUUCACCUACUACACGUCGCC
Molecule: messenger RNA, 369 nt
Organism: Ostreococcus tauri
Lineage: Eukaryota; Viridiplantae; Chlorophyta; Mamiellophyceae; Mamiellales; Bathycoccaceae
Product: UspA
Exons: 1
Source: RefSeq, a predicted model, not a curated record